AUGUGUCCUUUUGUACCAUGUGAAUACCCUAUUCCUAUUGAAAUAGGAUCAAAUGAAGCCUUUGGAGAUUUUGACUUAGACAACAUAUUUCUUCCUGAUUUUUAUUGCUCACAAGUUCAAGUUAAAGACCAUGAUGAUCAUCAUGUUAAGCAAAGCGAAUCGCCCCCGAGUACGAGCUCGGCUGAUCUUGGUGGUGGUGGUGGUGGUGGUGUAGUUGCGGCGACUGAUAGAAAAAUGAACCAUAAUGCAAGUGAGAGAGAUAGGAGGAAGAAGAUCAAUGGUCUGUAUUCCUCUUUACGUGCUUUGCUUCCCUCAACUGAUCAUAUGAAAAAACUAAGUAUUCCUGCAACAGUUUCAAGGGUGUUAAAGUACAUACCAGAACUACAAAAAGAAGUGAAGGAUUUAGCACAGAAAAAAGAAGAGCUCUUAUUAUCAGAAUCUUCAUUUUCACAAAGAAAUUCAGUGGAAUUAAUAAAAGAAAAGAGUGGAAAAAUAAGAAGUAAUAUUGAAGAGAAAUCAUCAUCAAAAUAUUCAGUUUCAGUAAAUAAGAUGAGUGAUAAGGAGAUGGUAAUCCAAAUAUCAACAUUGGAAAGAAUAUCAUUAUCAGAAGUUCUAAUGCAAGUAGAGAAGGGUGGUUAUCUUAUUCUACAUGUUUCCUCUUUUCAAUCCUUUACUGGAAGAGCUUUUCACACUAUACAUUUGUUGGUGUUAAGUAAUGGUCAUGAUUUUAGUAAGAAGAAUAAAAUUUUGUUGCCAGAAAAGGAAGAUGGAAGGAAUACAUGUAAAGAAAUAUGGAAACUUAAACGGAGAUCAACUGCAAAUCUUGAUACAAAAUCAAAGGCAGAUGUACUUCUAGAAUAA
Messenger RNA from Amaranthus tricolor (Joseph's coat), 861 nucleotides. RefSeq names its product transcription factor bHLH101-like. The record is from RefSeq and is a predicted model, not a curated record. The coding region runs from base 1 to 861 and encodes 286 amino acids. Gene Ontology annotation, biological process: regulation of transcription by RNA polymerase II. Gene Ontology annotation, cellular component: RNA polymerase II transcription regulator complex. Gene Ontology annotation, molecular function: RNA polymerase II transcription regulatory region sequence-specific DNA binding; protein dimerization activity; DNA-binding transcription factor activity, RNA polymerase II-specific. The transcript is spliced from 4 exons. NCBI's taxonomy places the organism in Eukaryota, Viridiplantae, Streptophyta, Magnoliopsida, Caryophyllales, Amaranthaceae.